Molecule: messenger RNA, 402 nt
Organism: Jaculus jaculus (lesser Egyptian jerboa)
Lineage: Eukaryota; Metazoa; Chordata; Mammalia; Rodentia; Dipodidae
Product: 40S ribosomal protein S15a-like
Exons: 1
Coding region: 4-402 (132 amino acids)
Biological process (GO): translation
Cellular component (GO): cytosolic small ribosomal subunit; ribosome
Molecular function (GO): structural constituent of ribosome
Source: RefSeq, a predicted model, not a curated record
AUCAUGGUGCAUAUGAAUGUCUUGGCAGCUGCUCUCAAGAGCAUCAAUGAUGCUGAAAAAAGAGGCCAACGCCAGGUCCUUAAUUGGCCGUGCUCCAAAGUCAUAGUUAGGUUUGUAACAGUGAUGGUGAAGCAAGGUCACAUUGGCGAGUUUGAGGUCAUUGAUUAUCACAGAGCUGGGAAAAUUGUGGACCUCACAGGCAGGUUAAACAAGCAUGGAGGGAUGAGCCCCAGAUUUGAUGCACAGCUCAAAGGCUUAGAAAAAUGGCAGAAUAAUGUGCUUCCAUCCCGUCAGUUUGGUUUCCUUGUACCAACAACCUCAGCUGGCAUCAUGGACCAUGAGGAAGCAAGACAAAAACAUACAGGAGGGAAAAUCCUGGGAUUCCCCCCCCCAGAAGUAUAA